Molecule: messenger RNA, 1398 nt
Organism: Osmerus eperlanus (European smelt)
Lineage: Eukaryota; Metazoa; Chordata; Actinopteri; Osmeriformes; Osmeridae
Exons: 8
Coding region: 173-1201 (342 amino acids)
Source: RefSeq, a predicted model, not a curated record
GACUGCAUCACCAAAGCCUGUUCAUUGGAAGAAGAGGGACCACAAUGGGGACAUUGUUCACCAGCGCCCACGAGCCCUUAGAAAGCAGUCAACAUCAAGACCAGACAAAGGAGGACAUGUUUCUUCUUCACAGCCAUUAGACCAUGGCCAACACCUAGACCCUGAUUUUAAUAUGCAGCAGCUUGAGGACCUUCUACAGGACUCAGAGAACAUUGAAUCGCAAGAUUUUGUUCAGCAGCCACCAUUGUCCAGUUGGAGUCAAAGGCAGAAAGAGGUCCAACAAUGUUGGCAACAGGCGAGGCCACAGAACCUUGAAAAUUUACUUUCUGCUGAGAACAUCGUCCAGAUGACAUGCAAUCACUGUCACGUGAAAGAAGCUGUCAUCCGUUGUGGGGAAUGUAUGCCCUCAGAGUGGUUUUGUGCUGAGUGUGAUGGCUUGGUGCAUAAACACCACACUCUACACAACAGGCAAACCAUCAUGGAUGGAUUUUUCAAAUACAUCCCGCCAACAGAAUCUGUGACACUCCAUGAUGGAAAAUACAUCAUUUGUGAACAAGAUUGUGUUCUGCCAACAGCUCUACCUCAAAGGAUAUGCUCCUGUGACACCGCUGAUGCAGCAGUCUCUGUUGGUAGAUCCAUCAUACUGGUUUGCAUAAAUGGCCGUUAUGAUCUUCACGUUCCGGUGCUAACAUGCAAACAUUGCAACCAGAAAUGGGCUCCAGAAGUCAGUGACUUUGUAAAGAGUGGUUACUGGCCCGCUACCAUGCAGGCACAGACACUGUUCCACCAAGAUCUCUUCCAUUCCUUUGAGGCUAUGAAGACAGCAGCUCCAGGAAUGUCCAGACAAACCUUUACAGCAAUGUUGGACCAGAGAACAAAGCAAUAUGGAAGAACUGGCAAAGUGAAUGCAGAUGCAUUUCAGAGAAGUUUUCUGCAAUUUGUGUACUGCAACUAUGAAGAGAACCAACUUCUUGGAAAGGAGCCAUUGGCCUGUCCAGCCUGUAGCCCUGAAAUGGUGGGUGUUUCUGUGGAUGGCAACAGAAAGUUGUACAGGUUCCAGAAAACAAACCAGAGUGAAGAGCCAGGGUUCUUCGAUGGAGUGUUUUUAGCCCGAGACUCUGAGGUGUCCAGUUUUGUUGAGGAGGUCCGGGGAACUGUCAUGAGUACCGCAGGAAAAGCGAUGUGUGGUGACUCCAAAUAGAAUGCAGCAAGAGAGACUUCAAAGCGGGCCAACAAGUUGGAUGAAGAAGGUGUGGAAAUUGCUGUGUGUAGACAUGGAUUUCUUCUCAAAGGUCUGAAUAUGUAUAGAGGAGAAAUCUUUGCAUAUCCAAUGUUUCUCCAAAAAGAGUUCCAGAGUGCUACAUUUUUGACCAUGAAUGUGACCUGCCGAUAUGUGCC